Messenger RNA from Oppia nitens, 451 nucleotides. RefSeq names its product snRNA-activating protein complex subunit 5-like. The record is from RefSeq and is a predicted model, not a curated record. Gene Ontology annotation, biological process: transcription by RNA polymerase II; transcription initiation at RNA polymerase III promoter. The transcript has 2 exons. Bases 37 to 393 code for a protein of 118 amino acids. NCBI's taxonomy places the organism in Eukaryota, Metazoa, Arthropoda, Arachnida, Sarcoptiformes, Oppiidae. Gene Ontology annotation, cellular component: nucleus.
CCGACAAAUAUUUUAGUCAACACUACAGUGACAGCGAUGUCUAAUAAGACAGAUAUUUGCGUAAAGAACGGCAACGACAACAACACUCAGAAAGAAUUACUUUAUCUUCAGAAAGAACAACAACUAAUUGAUAGCAUAAUGACGAAGAUUGAAAUCCAAAGGAACAGAUUGAUGGUCGAGAAGUUGUCAUUAGAAAGACUUAUGAAGAAGAGAGAUGAAGAAAUCGAUGAAAUUCUUCAUGGAUUUCAAGAUAACAAUCAACACAACACUUAUCAGACAUCAAACAAAACUGAUAUCGACUUACAGAACAAACACUUUCUCGAUUUAAAGACAAAUCAAGUCUAUAAAGAAUUUGAUGAACAAGAGGAGGAAGAAGAAGAAGACGAUGACUAAUGAAAACUUUAUUUUAAUUCAAUAAUUACCGGUAAAUACUUAAUAAUUACAACAAAAG